UUUCUUCUCAAGGCAGUUUGUCCUGGAUGAAGGAUACAGACUGGAUCUCCAAGCUCAUUAGUGUCUCCAUCUUGGUGCUGUAGAAGAUCUCAGGAUGGACUCAUACGUGAUCCAAGUGAAUGGCCAUGGUGACCAUGCUCCUGUGCUGGAUGUUCAUCUCAGUACCAAUGGGAACAGCUUGUCGCUGGGAAAGGUCAAAGGCCGGAAGCCAAGAUGGGCUGUCAGGGCUUCUGAAAUGUCAAAGAAGACUUUCAAUCCUGUCCGAGCCAUCGUAGACAGCAUGAAAGUGGAGCCCAACCCAAAGAAAGCCAUGAUCUCCUUGUCUCUAGGAGACCCAACGGUCUUUGGAAAUCUUCCCACAAACGAUGAGGUCACCCAGGCUAUGAAGGAGGUUUUGGACUCAGGACGUUACAACGGUUAUGCUCCAUCUGUUGGCUACAAGUCCUGUCGAGAAGCGGUGGCCGCAUACUACAAUUGCCCAGAGGCACCUCUACAGGCCCAGGAUGUCAUCCUAACAAGCGGUUGCAGUCAGGCCAUAGAGCUUGCCUUGGCAGUGCUGGCCAAUCCAGGCCAGAAUAUUCUAGUGCCACGUCCUGGCUUCUCCCUUUACAAGACUUUGGCACUGUCCAUGGGUAUUGAGGUCAAGCUCUACAACCUCUUGCCAGAGAAGUCCUGGGAAAUUGAUCUGAAGCAUUUGGAGUCUCUGGUGGAUGAGAAGACAGCUUGUCUCAUUGUGAACAACCCAUCCAAUCCCUGUGGUUCUGUGUUCAGCAAGAGCCACCUCCAUAAAAUCCUGGCAGUGGCCUCAAGACAGUGCGUGCCCAUCCUUGCUGAUGAGAUCUAUGGAGACAUGGUGUUUGCUGACUGCAAAUAUGAACCUAUUGCAACUUUAAGCACUAAUGUGCCAAUCUUGUCCUGUGGUGGGUUGGCAAAGCGGUGGCUAGUCCCUGGCUGGCGAAUGGGCUGGAUCCUGAUCCAUGACAGGAGAGACAUUUUUGGUAAUGAGAUCAGGGAUGGCCUUCUAAGACUCAGUCAAAGGAUCCUAGGACCUUGUACAAUUGUCCAGGGAGCGUUGGAGCAUAUCUUGGAUCGAACACCCCCUGAGUUCUACCACAACACGCUCAGCAUCCUCAAGUCCAAUGCUGACCUUUGCUAUGCUGCCUUGUCAGCUAUCCCUGGCCUCCAGCCUGUCCAGCCUGCAGGAGCCAUGUACCUCAUGGUUGGGAUUGAGAUGGAGCAUUUCCCUGAGUUUGAAAACGAUGUGGAGUUCACUGAGCGGCUCAUCUCUGAGCAGUCUGUAUUCUGUCUGCCGGCCACGUGCUUUGAGUACCCAAAUUUCUUCCGCGUGGUGAUCACAGUGCCUGAGGAGAUGAUCUUGGAGGCCUGCAGCCGCAUCCAGGAGUUCUGUGAGAUGCACUACCAGGGUGCUGAGGGGGCCCAGGACAUGGAGUGUGACAAGUAACCACUAUGACCUCCAGCUCCACCAGGCCCAGCCUUGUGUGAGGUGGCAGUGGAGAAGGCCGAGCUGCCCCCAAUUGGCCCCAACCUCCCGCUGCCUGCAGAUGGUAGCCAACCUGUGGCUCUACCAUUUGUGCCUCUGCAGCCCCUCUCAGCACCACGGGAAGAAGCAGACGUUCUCUCUCCUCCUACGCUGUCACUCACAGGCCCCUGGCACCCAGUGCUGGUGCUCCCCAUACACUUCACCUUUGCACCUUCCCCACAGGUCUGCCACAGCCCUGAACCAGCUAGGGCAGGCAAGCACGGCUGCCCUGCCACAACCACCCGCAAGGGCGAUGAGCAGCCUCCGGCUCUGGUCCUCAUGGCUGGCAGCACCUGCGCUAGGCUGUGCCACAGGGCAGGAGACAGCAGUCUCCUCCGAGGGCAAGGAACAAACUGCCUGACAUCCUGCUUUUUCUGGGCAUCUUGAGAAGGCAGAGCUCUUUAUACUCUACCCUUUGUGCAGAAAAAGGGAGUAAGUUAUUUUAUCUUUUUUUAUUAAUAAACAUUCUGAUGUGUCAGUA
Nothoprocta perdicaria is the source of this 2021-nucleotide messenger RNA. RefSeq names its product tyrosine aminotransferase (gene TAT). NCBI's taxonomy places the organism in Eukaryota, Metazoa, Chordata, Aves, Tinamiformes, Tinamidae. The transcript has 12 exons. The coding region runs from base 95 to 1462 and encodes 455 amino acids. Gene Ontology annotation, biological process: aromatic amino acid catabolic process; biosynthetic process. Gene Ontology annotation, molecular function: pyridoxal phosphate binding; L-tyrosine:2-oxoglutarate transaminase activity. The record is from RefSeq and is a predicted model, not a curated record.